Messenger RNA from Dicrocoelium dendriticum, 2819 nucleotides. Lineage: Eukaryota; Metazoa; Platyhelminthes; Trematoda; Plagiorchiida; Dicrocoeliidae. The record is from the annotation of a GenBank genome assembly.
GUUCGUUGGCACAACUUUAACUCUAACAUCAAUCACUGCGUUCUACAAUCCAUCCGAUGGUUCGCUUGCCUGCCUUCAUUUGGUCAUGGUUGGAGAAGCAGCCCUUUUUGCUGGAGAUAGGGACUUUGCUUCUGUCAGCAAUACUUGCGUUUAGUAUACGCCUGUUUGCCGUCAUUCGUUUUGAAUCCAUCAUACAUGAAUUCGAUCCGUAUUUCAACUAUCGGACUACAAAGUACAUGACUGAAAACGGUUUCUACAAUUUUCAUGACUGGUUUGAUGAUAUGGCAUGGUACCCGCUUGGUAGAAUCAUCGGUGGAACUAUAUAUCCAGGUCUGAUGCUGACGUCUUCACUCAUUUACUAUAUUCUCACUGCUCUUAACGCAUCGGUGGAUAUUCGUAAUAUUUGCGUCUUUCUCGCCCCUUUGUUUUCAAGCUUUACUACAUUGGUGACAUUUUUCUUGACAAAGGAGGUAAGGGACACCAAGGCUGGUUUGUUGGCAUCUGCUUUGGUUGCGAUCGUCCCGGGGUACAUCAGCCGCUCCGUUGCCGGUUCCUACGAUAAUGAAGGAAUUGCUAUUUUCUGUAUGCUAUUUACAUUUUACACCUGGGUGAAGGCGGUUAAAACCGGAUCUGUUUCGUGGUCUGUCGCCUGCAGUUUCGCGUAUUUCUAUAUGGUUUCCUCCUGGGGCGGUUAUGUAUUUUUGAUCAACGUGAUUCCGAUACACGUACUCAUUCUCAUGUUGACCGGUCGAUUCUCACACAAAAUUUACGUGGCUUAUUCGACUUUUUACACAUUAGGUACGAUAUUUUCUAUGCAAAUUAGCUUCGUCGGCUUUCUUCCUGUCAUUUCGAGCGAACACAUGGGAGCUCUUGGAGUAUUCGGUCUAUGCCAACUUAUAGCCUUCUACGAAUAUAUGCAGAGGAAACUUCUUCCUGAAAGCUUCCAUCGGUCUCUCCGUUUUCUCAUUACUCUUCUGGGAAUAGCUGCCUUCACUUGCUGCUCGAUUUUGGCAUUUUCAGGCAAAGUUGCUCCUUGGACUGGGCGUUUCUACUCCCUUCUCGACCCAACUUAUGCCAAGAAUCACAUUCCUAUCAUCGCGUCCGUUUCUGAGCAUCAACCGACUGCUUGGAGUUCCUAUUAUUUCGACAUGCAGCUGUUGGCGGUCAUGUUUCCUGUUGGCCUAUAUUUUCUUAUGAGACAGCCAACAGUUGAUGGCAUUUUUAUCGUCACAUACGGGGUUCUCAGCCUAUACUUUUCGGGUGUUAUGGUUCGUCUGAUACUGGUCUUGGCUCCCAUUAUGUGUAUACUUGGCGGUAUUGGUCUGUCCGGCAUUCUCAGUGCCUUCAUUCCCCACUUGGAGGUGGAUGACUCCUCGGCAUCUGUGAAAACCACCAAGUACACAGUGCCUACUGUCUGCUCAUCAAACUUGAACAAGGUCACCAAGCCUUCUUCAGACCCUACAUAUCCUUUCAGACAGGAGAUCGCCACGUUCAUGGUCUGCUUGGUUACUGUUUUGUUGGUCAUGUACAAUCAGCACUGUGUCUGGGCAACCUCCAGUUCCUACUCUCAUCCAUCAAUUGUGCUGGAGACAGUCGGGCGCCAUGGAGAGCGUCAUAUUUUGGAUGACUAUCGCUCGGCAUACUACUGGCUUCGUCAGAACACAAAACCGGAUGCCAGAAUUAUGUCCUGGUGGGACUACGGGUAUCAGAUCACUGGGAUUGCGAACCGUACCGUGUUGGUGGAUAACAACACGUGGAAUAACACCCACAUCGGUCGUGUUGGUCAGGCUAUGGCUUCCUCCGAGGAAGAAGCGUAUGAAAUAAUGCGCGAAUUGGAUGUGGAUUAUGUAUUGGUCAUUUUCGGCGGUGUCCUAGGCUACAGCUCGGAUGAUAUCAACAAAUUCAUCUGGAUGAUUCGCAUUGCCGGUAGUACGGAGAAGGGACGCCAUAUCAACGAAAACAACUACUAUACUCCUCACGGUGAGAUGCGCGUAGACAAUUCUGCAAGCCCCACUCUGGCCAAUUGCUUGCUCUAUAAGUUGAGCUAUUAUCGAUUCUGGGAGAUGCGAACUGAAAGAGGUAAGUUUUAUCUGUCCGCCACUUUCGUUUAUUGGUUAUUUUCCCUGGCUUUCAGCAUAAAAUGUAACAACAGUACAUCAUACUGAUGCUCCGCUGCCAUCUGCUCGUAGGCAGUUUUAUGGGAGCGCCCAAACACAUGCAAGAGAGUGGACUCGACCUCUGCGCCUAGGAGUUAUAAGCGAAACGCGCGAACUAUCACUACACGGAUCUCCACGAUCGGUCAGUUGCCGUGGUUCAGGCAUCUGGCUUGCAACCCACAUGGCACCACUUCGAGAGUGCGACUUCGCACUAUCCCUAGUGUGCGUCAGACUAGUGGUCGUGUGGCAGCAGAGCGUCGGUAGGAUGUACCAGCUUGCUGCUGAUGCCUUUUCAUGUUCCUGGAUCGUACUCCAUCGCACGCGAACCGGUGGUGGUUGCACCUUGCAGUUGCCAGUACAACGGAACAAGCAUCCGGCACCUUUCCAAAUAUCAACCUUACGGGUUCGACCGUGUACGUGGUCAGGCAAUUGGCUACAAGAACUAUGAUCUGGACAGUGUGGAAGAAGCGUUCACCUCUGAGAACUGGUUGGUGCGUAUUUACCGAGUCAAACAGCCGGCGAACCGUGGCUUGGUGUGAGGUGCACCAAGUCCACAUGUACUAUACGCUUUGCAAAUUGAUUUGUAUGAAACCUGUCUUCCUUCUAAGCGUUACUCUCAUUUGCUGGUAAUUUGGUUAAAUAAAACAACUACGUACCAUAUUC